AUGAAUAUCCCAUGUGUAUUGUGCACUAUGCACACCUUUCCCAGAAACCUUGACCAUGUGUGUUUCCGUCAAUGGGGAGGUUGCAACCACUGCAACGCAAAAAAGAAGCCAUGUGAACCCGUUCCCGAAGCCUUUGUUCCUAGGGUCAAAGAACUGCUCGACCUCUCCGCAGAAAGGGAAAAGAAUGGACAAGGCAUGCUUCGACGCAUUAUCGACGCCGAAAUCCAGAGAAAGGCAAAAGAGUUUCAAAACAAGUACGGGGCGUAUGUCAAGGACUUGAAGAAGAAAAACGCAGAGGAAAAGGAUAAAUGCAAUCCAUAUAAUACUCGUUCCAAGGCGGCCGCUGGGCCUGCCGUCGAAGGUGUGAAGACUGGGCCAUCUUCCAACAUCGCGAACGAUGCCCUGAUGGAGCGCUUCUGCACUGCGCUGGAGGACACACGGAGAACACUGGAAGGUAUCGAAAAAGGGUUAAAUAAGAUUGUUUCUAUACUCGAAAAGGCGAAGGUUGACGUUUCGAUUGUCCAUGACAGAAAACGAGAACGAUCUCCGAGUAAGCAACCCGAAGUGCCCGCAACGAGAGAGAUGAAAGGAUCGAUUCUGGGAAAACGUCCCUACUGGGACACUCUGUGA
Molecule: messenger RNA, 630 nt
Organism: Coccidioides immitis RS
Lineage: Eukaryota; Fungi; Ascomycota; Eurotiomycetes; Onygenales; Onygenaceae
Exons: 3
Coding region: 1-630 (209 amino acids)
Source: RefSeq, a predicted model, not a curated record